Phytophthora nicotianae INRA-310 is the source of this 402-nucleotide messenger RNA. RefSeq lists its product as hypothetical. The transcript is spliced from 2 exons. The record is from RefSeq and is a predicted model, not a curated record. Bases 1 to 402 code for a protein of 133 amino acids. NCBI's taxonomy places the organism in Eukaryota, Oomycota, Peronosporomycetes, Peronosporales, Peronosporaceae.
AUGGCGUGCUUCGGCAAUCUUGGCGUGGAUUCCGUCAAGAUGCUCGAGUAUUCCGCUUCCAUCCCUCAAACUGAGGAGAUCCGACCGCAAUAUAACCCUGCAACGUACAUGCUGGAGAUUAUGGGCGCCGGUAUUGGCCGUGACGGCACGACGUUGUACCAGUUGUUGAUGGGCUGCGUGAAGAAGGUUACCCCCACGUCGGUUUUGUCUAAAACAUUAUGGAUUUCAUCGGCAUUAUCAACCGGUACUGGAAGUGACGUGUGCCAAACGCGGGUGUUCUACCGCGAGCGGACGUCGAACUACCUCGAAUACAGUCCAUCACUUUGCUCGCUGGGGUCUUGCACUGGACCACUGGAAACCAUAUUUCUUACUGAAUCGAUUGCACCUGCUCCCAGUAUCUAG